Messenger RNA from Astyanax mexicanus (Mexican tetra), 2363 nucleotides. RefSeq names its product vesicle-associated membrane protein 4. Gene Ontology annotation, cellular component: plasma membrane. The transcript is spliced from 3 exons. The record is from RefSeq and is a predicted model, not a curated record. The coding region runs from base 183 to 527 and encodes 114 amino acids. Gene Ontology annotation, biological process: Golgi to plasma membrane protein transport. Lineage: Eukaryota; Metazoa; Chordata; Actinopteri; Characiformes; Acestrorhamphidae.
GGAUCAUCAGCUCCCUCUGGAGAAUAAACAACACAAACAAGGAAGCGCAGCUCUGAGCAGCUCGAGCGAGUCACACGGACUUUAUCCGAGUCUCUACACUGACUUUCUCUCUCUCUCUGUUCCUCCAUCUGAACACUAUCUCCCUAUCUCACACUGAGAGAGCAGCACUUUCCUGCACAGAGAUGGAGAGCAAGUUGGAAGUUACUCAGCGAGAGGCAGAGGAGGUGAAGGACAUUAUGCUGGAGAACAUGAAUAAAGUAGAUGAAAGAAAAGAAAAACUGGAAGAUCUCGAAGAUCGCUCUGCAAAAUUACUUAAUAGGGCCAUGGCAUUCCAGAAGACCUCAAAGAAAGUGAAACAGAAGAAACGGAGGGAGUACCUGAAAAGCAAGGCUGGACUCAUAGCUCUGGUGAUUGUACUCGCGCUGGUGAUCAUCACUGUGGUGGCUGUCAUGCUUGCCAACAAAAGUUCCAGUGAAGAAAGUGUAAAGAGUCCUUCAGUUACCACCAGUACACCAAGCCAUCCAUAGCACUGGGCAGUGCAGAAAUAAUAAUGGACACAAAAGUCGCUCCUGCUGUUAUUGGCGAUGGUUUGGUUGUAGUGCUUUGGGUGAUGGGGUUGUGCUUGAUCUUAGAAUGAAUAGCAUAGUGAUUUAUUUGACAUUGCUUUAUGCUUGCUCAGCUCACAACUACUUCUAGAUGCUUUUGUGAAUAGCUACACAUGAUUAUUUCAGAUUAGCUUAAGUUGCACACAACAAGAUCCUUAUUAAUCAGAAAAUAAUAUUACAUAGGCUAAAUCUGUAUUAUGUGCCUAGUGCCAAUUUAUCAACACACUGCAUCUGUUGUAAAGCAGUUUAAAGGUGCUCUAGAAAGAAGAGUAUAUUAACAUUAGCACAGCCAAAUAAUAAGGUACAUAAUAGUGACUGACAUACAGUGAACAUCAAACACUGUUGUCUCUUAACUGAACAGAAAUUCAGACAUAACUAAAACAACCUUAAACUGUCCCCCAUAGUGUAUCAUAAUAGUGAUGUAACAGUUCAGUUACAGUUUUCUGAGGUAUAUGUUGUGGUACAUCAUUGCCAGACUCUGCUAGUUAAAGGAUAAUGGGUUGCUAUGUGAAUCAGGUCUAAGAAUGUGGCGUAUCCUGUGAAAGGCUCUGUGUAUGGCUAUGUAGAUAUACCUGCUAUUACUAUAUAUUACUAUAGCUUAGAAUUAAUGUAUGCUGAUUCCACUGUAUAAUAUGCAAGGCAAUACAUAUGUGUAUAUAUUGUAUAUGUGUUUCUUUUAAUGCAGGCAACUGCAACUUGUAUUAUACUUGUAGUGUAUUAACAAAACAAACACAAAAUAAAAUCAAAACAAUAACAUGUUAUAUUACAUAUGUUAUAUAUUGUAAACAGGAUGGAGAAAUGCCCAGAUAUUAAGGUAACAUAAGGGUCUAUUAUUGUGAGCCCCACAAUACAUGGCCAGUAACCUUAACUAGCAAACGUAGUGUUGCUAUUGUUAGGGCAUUUGAAGCCACCUUGAAUUGGUUAAUAAUUUUUUUUUUUUUUUUUUGCUAAUUUAAAGACUGUUAGGAAAGUAACUGGCCCGCAUUUGAAAUAAAUUAAAUAAAUUAUGCAGUAUUUAUACCACAUCAGUUUAUCCAUUAAUAAAUGAUAUACAAUUAAAACCUUUUUAAGGUUUCAUAAAUCUAUCUCUUUGUAAACAUGCUUUUAUUAUGACUGUUGGCCUUGUGGAAGUGAUCAGACUGGAUCUUAUUGAAUCAUCAUUGAAUGCCUCUUUUGUUUUCUUCCAGUCAUUGAGAAACUUGUACCAAAAUAAUUGAGACCGAGGUAAAUGUUGAAAUUUUCCAGGUUAAGGUGAACAAAGUUGCUGAAUAACAUGUUACUAAAGUUGUAUUUUUACUACUGGUGUUAAUCGAUAAAAAAAAAUCGAAUCAAUCACAAUAGAAUUCUCUGAUUAAUCACGAUUAAUCAUAUUUACCUACCUUAAGAAUAAGCUUUUGAUAAUAGGUAUUUAAAAACUGUAUUUUUGGGAAGGGGACAGUAUAAUGGUGUAAUGUGAUUUACACCUGGCAGACUAGAUUCUUUUUUUAUAUUGUAUUAUAAUAUCUCAGGAUAGUUCUGGUGCUUUUUAAGCUAUUUUUUGAGACUAUUGUAAUAAAGAGUUUUAAUGGAGAAAGUAAUCACUAGCGUAGCUCCAUAUUCCACACUAAACAGCUUGAAAAGAAGAAAUGUAUACACAGCUGUGAGAAGGAUUAAAAGAGUGACAAUAAACUUCAGCAUAAAUAUAAGAUAAUCUACCUUCUAAACUCAGCAGUAAGCACCGCAUUAUAUCACUAAAUAAAACUUCUGUGUCAAAUUUUA